This is a messenger RNA of Equus quagga, 4424 nucleotides long. It is a transcript of the gene NOD1, whose product is annotated as nucleotide binding oligomerization domain containing 1. NCBI's taxonomy places the organism in Eukaryota, Metazoa, Chordata, Mammalia, Perissodactyla, Equidae. The record is from RefSeq and is a predicted model, not a curated record. Bases 497 to 3358 code for a protein of 953 amino acids. The transcript has 15 exons. Gene Ontology annotation, molecular function: protein binding. Gene Ontology annotation, biological process: regulation of apoptotic process.
CCAGUUCCCGUUCCGGCCGCCGGCGAGCGCCCGCUCCCGCCCUGUCCCUGGCGCAGCAGCGGGGCGCCGCGCUCCCGGGCGCGCCUGGCUCGGGCUCUCGCUCCCAGCCGCUGCGAGGUCUGCAAACCUGGCGGCCAGAUGGGACGACUGAGGCUCACUGAGAUUAAAUAACUAGCCUGACGUCAAUACAUAGUUGCACCUCUUGUGGAGCUCUGGCAAUCCUCCAGGAGGCCUGGGCCAGUGGACCCCGGGCCCCGAAAAGCACACUCUCCGUUGAAACCCGGAAGGAAAUUGGAAAUUGAAGAUUUAGGGAGAGAAUGUUGUUUUAAAAUAUUCUGACUUACUUCUAAAAACGAUGCCAGAAACUUAAAAAAAGGGGCUGCCCUGGGAGGCAGGGGCCCGGGAGGCCGGCCCUGGACCCUGACUCCCCUUCUGCCAGGAAGACUCAUGCAGCCAAAGAUGAAUUUGGGAAAAGUCGCCGCUUGCUCCUUUAACCAUGGAAAAGCAGGGCCACCGUGAGAUGGGAAUUAUCCCGUCAGAGUCUCACUCCUACAUUAAAUUGUUGAAAACCAACCGGGAACUUCUGGUCACUCACAUCCGGAACACUCAGUGUCUGGUGGACAACUUGCUGAAGAGCGACUACUUCUCGGCUGAGGACGCGGAGAUCGUGGGGGCCUGCCCCACGCUGCCCGACAAGGUCCGCAAAAUCCUGGACCUGGUACAGAGCAAGGGCGAGGAGGUGUCCGAGUUCUUCCUGUACGUGCUGCAGCAGCUCGCGGACGCUUACGUGGACCUCAGGCCCUGGCUGUCGGAGAUCGGCUUCUCCCCUUCCCCGCUCAUUCAGAGCAAAACUGUUGUCAACACUGACCCAGUGAGCAGGUACACCCAGAAGCUUCGACACCAACUGGGCCUUGACUCCAGGUUCAUCCUGUGCUAUGCCCAGAAGGAGGAGCUGCUGCUGGAGGAGAUGUACACAGACACCAUCAUGGAGCUGGUUGGCUUCCGCAAUGAGAGCCUGGGCCGGCUGGGCAGCCUGGCCUGCCUCCUGGACCACACCACGGGCAUCCUCAAUGAGCAGGGCGAGACCAUCUUUGUCUUUGGCGACGCCGGCGUGGGCAAGUCCAUGCUGCUGCAGCGGCUGCAGGGCCUCUGGGCCACCGGCCAGCUGGACGCGGGGUUCAAGUUCUUCUUCCACUUCCGCUGCCGCAUGUUCAGCUGCUUCAGGGAGAGCGACGCGCUGUGUCUGCAAGACCUGCUCUUCAAGCAUUACUGCUACCCGGAGCAGGACCCCGAGGAGGUGUUCGCCUUCCUGCUGCGCUUUCCCCACACGGCCCUCUUCACCUUCGACGGCCUGGACGAGCUCCACUCGGACUUUGACCUGAGCAGCGUGCCUGACACGUCCUCCCCCUGGGAGCCCACCCACCCUCUGGUCCUGUUGGCCAACUUGCUCAGCGGGAAGCUGCUCAAGGGGGCCAGCAAGCUGCUCACGGCGCGCACGGGCAUCGAGAUCCCGCGCCAGCUCCUGCGCAAGAAGGUGCUUCUACUGGGCUUCUCCCCCAGCCACCUGCGGGCCUACGCCAGGAGGAUGUUCCCCAACCGAGCUGUGCAGGACCGCCUGCUGGACCAGUUGGAAGCCAACCCCAACCUCUGCAGCCUGUGCGCUGUGCCCCUCUUUUGCUGGAUCAUCUUCCGGUGUUUCCAGCACUUCCACAGUACCUUUGAUGGCUCCCUGCAGCUGCCUGAUUGCACGGUGACACUGACCGACAUCUUCCUGCUGGUCACUGAGGUCCACCUGAACAGGACGCAGCCCACCAGCCUGGUGCAGCGGAACACGCGGAGCCAGUCGGAGGCCUUCCGCGCCGGCCGGGACACCCUGCACUCGCUGGGGCAGGUGGCGCACCGGGGCAUGGAGAAGAACCUCUUUGUCUUCGGCCAGGAGGAGUUGCAGGCUUCCGAAAUGCAGGAGGGAGACCUGCAGCUGGGCUUCCUGCGGGCCGUGCCAGAGCUGGGCCUCGGAGGGGACCAGCCGUCCUAUGAGUUUUUCCAUCUCACCCUCCAGGCCUUCUUUACCGCUUUCUUCCUCGUGGUGGAUGACAAGGUGGGCACCCGGGGGCUGCUCCAGUUCUUCCAGGAGUGGGCGCCUCCUGGGGAGGCAGCAGCAGCGUCCUGCUACCCGCCCUUCCUCCCUUUCCAGUGCCUGGGGGGCAGUGGCUUGGCGGGGGAAGACCCCUUCAAGAACAAGGAUCACUUUCACUUCACCAACCUCUUCCUGUGCGGGCUGCUGUCCAAAACCAAACAGAAACUCCUGCGGCACCUGGUGCCAGGCGCCGCCCUGCGGAGAAAGCGCAAGGCCCUGUGGGGACACCUGUUUGCCAGCCUGCGGUCCUACCUGAAGAACCUGCCCCGCACCCAGACGGAGGGCUUCACCCAGGUGCAGGCCAUGCCCACCUUCAUCUGGAUGCUGCGCUGCAUCUAUGAGACACAGAGCGAGAAGGUGGGGCAGCUGGCGGCCCGCGGCAUCUGUGCCAACUACCUCAAGCUGACCUACUGCAACGCCUGCCCGGCCGACUGCAGUGCCCUCUCCUUCGUCCUGCACCACCUCCGCAAGCGGCUGGCCCUCGACCUGGACAACAACAAUCUCAACGACUACGGCGUUCGGGAGCUGCAGCCCUGCUUCAGCCACCUCACCAUCAUCAGACUCAGCGUAAACCAGAUCACCGACAGUGGAGUAAAGGUGCUCCAUGAAGAGCUGACCAAAUACAAAAUCGUGACAUUUUUAGGCUUAUACAAAAACCAGAUCACGGAUGUGGGAGCCAGGUACAUCGCCAGCAUCCUGGAUGAAUGCAAAGGCCUCAUGUACCUAAAGCUGGGAGAAAACAAAAUAACGAGCGAAGGGGGAAAGUGUCUCGCCCUGGCAGUGAAGAAUAGCAAAUCCAUCUUUGAGGUGGGGAUGUGGGGGAAUAGAAUUGGUGACGAAGGAGCGAAGGCCUUCGCCGAGGCUCUGAGGAACCACCCCAGCCUGACCAACCUGAGUCUUGCAUUCAACGGCAUCUCUACAGAAGGAGGAAAGAGCCUCGCGUGGGCCCUGCAGCAGAACACGUCUCUGAGAAUAUUCUGGCUCACCAAAAAUGAACUCGAUGAUGAAGCAGCAGAAAGCUUGGCAGAGAUGUUGAAAGUCAACCAGACACUGAAACAUUUAUGGCUUAUCCAGAACCAGAUCACAGCCAAGGGCGUUGCCCAGCUGGCAGAUGCAUUACAAAAGAACACUGGCAUAAUGGAGAUUUGCCUAAAUGGAAACUUGAUAAAGCCAGAGGAGGCCAAAGUCUUUGAGGAUGAGAAGCGGAUUGUCUUUUCCUGAGAGGCUGAUUUCCUGUUCGUGGGCUUGGCCCUGGGGGCUGUCUGGCAGCAGAGGCCUCUGUGUGGUCUCCUGUCUUGGGUGUCCGACAGGGCUCUGCUGAGACGGGGCUGCUGUCACCACGCAGAUCAGCUCGGACUGGCCAGCUCCCUGGGCAGCGGUUGCAGUUUUGUAGGAAGAGCGUGCCUUGUGAGCGUUGUAGUUACUGUCACUGUACCGUGAAGAGGCCGUCGUGCAUGUCCGUGAUUAUCUUAAUCUGAAACUGGAGGACUAGGGCUUUGAGCUCACACAGACGCCUGCCCUGAGGACCAGCGGGCGUGAGCUGGUCACUGCUGUCUUCAUUCAGGAGUCGAGGACGUGGUGCAAAGUUGGCGCCAGUUUUCUCGGAGAAAAGGUGCUCAAUGAACAAGAAUUGUUUUACCCAAAACAUUUUCCUCCUCCUCAGUACUUCCCCAUGUGUUGAUAGUAUUCCUACCGUACAGCUAUAGAUACUGAGGUGUGUACAGCUUGGGGAUUUCACUUACGCAGGUUUUAUAGGGAGAUCGUGUUGAAGGAAGGACUCGUCACAGGCUUUUUAGCCCUGGAGUCUCAUUGUCUGCUGACAAAGAUCACUGGAUGCCCUCUUGGCCAGACUAAGAAAGGACGAGGCCUUCGUGGUGCUCGGUUUCCACUCAGGGCUUUCUCCUACCUAGGCUGACCUCCUCAAGGCCCAUACUACAGACAAAGGUGCUCUGCCCCGAAGGAAGAAUAAAUGCCCACCCUCAAGAAGGAACAAGGCACAGCUGGCCCUGGCGGCCCCGCCAUCCGAACAGAAGCUUCUCCCCCUCUCUUGCCCUCUUGAGGGAGGGAAGUCUCUUCCUGCCGUGGAGUAGCUGUGAGGGUGACUGAGUUGGAGCCACGACUCAGGCUCCAGCUGAGAACCUGGCCAGCAGAGUGUGUUAGAGACCUCCUACCGUGGUCGGCACACGGUGGGUGCUAAAUGGGCGAGGGGAGAGUGACAUUACCAGGUAACUUGUUCUUUUGCCAAUUCAUUUGUUAAUAAAAUACUGAAAAUACUCAUUAUUUCUAA